This is a messenger RNA of Dioszegia hungarica, 912 nucleotides long. RefSeq lists its product as uncharacterized. The record is from RefSeq and is a predicted model, not a curated record. The transcript is spliced from 3 exons. Lineage: Eukaryota; Fungi; Basidiomycota; Tremellomycetes; Tremellales; Bulleribasidiaceae. The coding region runs from base 1 to 912 and encodes 303 amino acids.
AUGUCGAAACGUUUCGAUCCAGCAGAACAUCUCUCCAAGCAGGGAUGGAAGGGAAAAGGGACCGCCCUCAAGACGGGCCACCUCACCCGCCCCCUUGCCGUCGUACAGAAGAAGACGCUCUCCGGCGUGGGCAAAGACCGAGACGAAGCCGUACCGUUUUGGGACCAGAUCUUUGCCGCAACAGCCGCCUCCCUCUCUCUCCCUUCUACCCCACUCUCCACCUCUCCUGCUCCCUCGUCGCCAAACUGUACCGCCAUCACACCCAAACUCGCCGAUCCCCGAACCAACAAAUCCGGAUCAUGGCAGACGUCCGGUACCUCCUCCUCUGCCCCUCGCGGCCAAGGAGGUCUGAGCGUCGGCGUGCGCGUUAGCAGGGAUAUGGCCCGGCGGGGGCUGUACAGCAAAUUCUUCAGAGGCGCUGUCGUACAGGAGGAAGAGCUGGAGGAGAGUGCGGCGAAGGUGGAAGUGGAUGGUCAGGAGCAGGCGGAAGCGGGGCCGAGUCGAUUACCCUCCACACCGAUAGAGAACAGUGUGCAGGGGGACGGAAAAGACGAGGGAGAUGGGGACGUCAGGGAAACCAAAGAGGAGCGAAGGGCUAGGCGAGCGGAGAAAGCGAAACGGAAGGAGGAAAAGGCGGAGAGGAGAGCUGCACGGGCUGCAGCUGGACCGAAUGAUGAGGAAGACUCGGCAGAGCAGUGCGAAGCUCUCGCUACGGCGAACACGACGGAGGAGGUGGCGUUGGUGCCGACGACUGCGGUGCCAGAUACACAAAGGGGUAUGAGCGAGGCGGAGGAGGCGCGAGAGGCGAAGAAGCGGAAGUGGAAGGAAAAGAGGAAGGAGCCGGGGUACGUUCCGAAGCUGCCGAAAAGGCAGAGACAGUCGAGCAAGAAGGCCGACGGCAGGGAGCGGUGA